This is a messenger RNA of Ilex paraguariensis (yerba mate), 798 nucleotides long. Lineage: Eukaryota; Viridiplantae; Streptophyta; Magnoliopsida; Aquifoliales; Aquifoliaceae. The record is from the annotation of a GenBank genome assembly.
CAAUCAGAAACCCGAACAUUUUUUUUAGCGAAAAACUCUAAUUUGCCGUUAUUAAAUAAAAUCAGGUUUUAUUCACAAUCUCGUAAUUGUUGCGUUUCUUUCUCUAUUGAUUUUGACAGCUACCACUCUCGUCAAAGACUCGAGCAAUCUCAGUCUACAACACCCAAUCGCCUGCUGAAUAUUUGGAUUUCUUAAUUGAGAGAGGUCAAAGUUUGAGUCUUGCCAUGGCCAAGAGUUCCUUUAAACUUGAACACCCCUUGGAGAGGAGAUGGGCAGAAUCUGCUCGCAUCAGAGAAAAGUACCCUGAUAGAAUACCAGUGAUUGUGGAGAAGGCUGAAAGGAGUGGCAUUCCCGACAUCGAUAAAAAGAAAUACCUUGUCCCAUCUGAUUUAACUGUCGGGCAGUUUGUUUAUGUGGUUCGGAAGAGGAUUAAGCUCAGUGCUGAGAAGGCUAUAUUUGUGUUUGUCAAGAACAUGCUACCACCCACUGCGGCCUUGAUGUCUGCAAUUUAUGAAGAAAACAAGGAUGCAGAUGGGUUCCUUUACAUGACUUAUAGUGGCGAGAACACAUUUGGUUCCCUGCAAGUGCAGUGAUUACAAUCUCUGUGUAUGACGCUUUCAAGUGUAUAUCCUUACCCCCUUUUCUGUUAGGCCUGCCCUUUUUUUAUAGAACAGUUGACAGUUGUUUAAACUUGGAUCAAUGACAUUGAUAUGAUUAUGGAAGAAGUUUGAGCAUAUGGUAGUCUUACUCAUUUGGUUUUAAUGAAUGGAAUUAAUUUAGAAUCUUAGUGUGUUGAUG